UUGCAGACUAAUAAUAUAGUAACAACUUUGUAAGUAAUUAUUAUUCUUUAUAAUUUGUGUUUAAGAAAAUACGCUUGGGCCUAGACCUCUGACUCUUGGCUGAAUAUACCACAUUGGUCAUUCAGUCGUGCAUUACCAGAGAUGAACAGCAGAUGGCAACAUACGCAAUGUUUACUUUCCCCGUCGGACAUAAUAUAUCGUUGCACGGUGUCCCUCAUUCAAAUAUCUCCGAAGUACAAUAUUAGGAAAUCCUAGGUAAACGUGUUGUUGAAUAGAAUGUCAUCCCCGUCGCCACAUGAUCGUAGUCGGAGUGAGGACGAAGAUGAUCCCGUGGACAAAAUGAUAUCGAAAACGGGCUGCGCCGAACUUCACUAUGGUGUUCAGGAAUGCAUGGCUGAGCAUCAGGACUGGCGCAAAUGUCGACCUGAAGUGCAGAACUUUAAAGAUUGCAUGAUGGCCUUCCAGAAAGCACGGAUAGAACAACAGCAAAAGAGUCGAAAUCCAAGCACAGAGACGGCAUAGUCGUGGGGUGUGUUACCAAACUGACCUCAAAAAUGUAUCUUGAUUCUGACACGGAGGAUAUUUUAAAAAGAUUACGAACAAGUACUAUUUUCUUUUCACUGUGGGCUCCAGUGCAAUUGCCAAAAAUCCUGGCCUAUUGUACAUGUCAGAAGGCAUCACAAUAUAUUGUAUAUUUAGAAAUGUUAUUGUGUUAGGGAGACGUAAUUAUGUCGCUCGCGUAAGACCAGUCACCAGUGUACAGAAUCGUAGGGCUUACAAGGAGAUGUAAUAAUGGUGUCAAUAUGUUUGCUUCCAUACUUUUAGUUUUCUUUCAGUUUUGAGCUCAUAUAACCAUACUUCAUAUGUGGCACUCUUGAAAAAGCACAAACUACAGUAGAAACCACAGGUAGUUGCUGGUAAAAGCUUACUUCACUUGUUCAUGCUUGUCGGAACUCUGUCCUUAUGUUUGUGACUACUUUGGCCCACAAGGUUAUUAUGCUGGUGGCUUGUCUGGCACCACCAUCUUUCACAGUCACGUAUGCACUCCAAGCUUAAUUAUAUUCAUAGUGACUUGUAGUGAUAGUUGAGCUCAUGAGUCGUGGCAGGAUAUUCACAGCCAAUAAUCAAGCUUCCACAAUUCAGUAGAGAGAAGAGCAAGGAUGACAUAUUUUCCCUGACAACUUUUAUUUGAUAAAAAAUGGAUCAAAUAUCAAUCUCUAACCCCUUUAAGUUAAUCCAUCUCCAAAUAUGGUUUUCAAAUGACAGGGCUUCCCCUUUGCCAUCAUGGAAUUGGCAUAGCUAUAACAGCCUGUGUGGGUGAACAUCUUCACAUUGUUUAGCCAGUAAAAAAAUAAAUGUAUUCCAAAACACA
This is a messenger RNA of Clupea harengus (Atlantic herring), 1372 nucleotides long. It is a transcript of the gene coa4, whose product is annotated as cytochrome c oxidase assembly factor 4 homolog. NCBI's taxonomy places the organism in Eukaryota, Metazoa, Chordata, Actinopteri, Clupeiformes, Clupeidae. The record is from RefSeq and is a predicted model, not a curated record. Gene Ontology annotation, cellular component: mitochondrial intermembrane space. Gene Ontology annotation, biological process: mitochondrial respiratory chain complex IV assembly.